Molecule: messenger RNA, 1711 nt
Organism: Xiphias gladius (swordfish)
Lineage: Eukaryota; Metazoa; Chordata; Actinopteri; Istiophoriformes; Xiphiidae
Gene: scarb2a
Product: scavenger receptor class B, member 2a
Exons: 13
Coding region: 28-1620 (530 amino acids)
Biological process (GO): protein targeting to lysosome; receptor-mediated endocytosis
Cellular component (GO): cytoplasm; membrane; lysosome
Molecular function (GO): scavenger receptor activity
Source: RefSeq, a predicted model, not a curated record
GAGAGUACAGCACACCCGCGAGGCAUCAUGACCAGGAGAUCCUGUGCCAUUUACGCCACCGGCAUCGUGUGCGCUCACCUGCUGAUCGUGGGGAUCGCCCUGGUCGUGGCUCAAGUCUUCCAAACAAUGAUACAUAGCCGGUUAAAGAAGGAGAUUACUUUGACGGAGAAGAGCCAAAUGUUUGAGUCCUGGAAGAAUCCACCUCCGCCCGUUUAUAUGGAGUAUUACUUCUUCAAUGUGACCAAUCCAGACGUGUUCCUGAAAGGCGGGAAGGCAGCUGUUGCACAGAUCGGACCCUAUACUUACAGGGAGUACAGGCCAAGGGAAAAUGUAACUUUCCUGGAGAAUGGCACCAAGGUUUAUGCCCUAAACCCCAAAACCUUUGUCUUUGUGCCCGAGAAGUCCGCUGGUGAUCCCACGGUUGACGUCGUCACGACUGUCAACAUCCCCUUUGUGGCGGUGAUGAACGAGCUGAACUCCUACUCCUUCUUUCUACGAACUUUCGUUUCCAUGUACAUGAACAGCCUGGGCAUCAAGAUGUUCAUGAAUCGCACUGUCCACGAGGUUCUGUGGGGAUUCAAAGACCCUCUCCUCACAAAGCUCCACUCCAUGAAGCCUGAGGUGGACGAAUAUUUUGGGCUGAUGUGGAAGAAAAAUGGCACUCACGAAGGAGAGUUUGUGUUCCACACCGGCGAGGAGAACUACAUGGAUUAUGGCAAGAUCGACACGUGGAACGGCCUGAGGAAGAUGUCGUGGUGGUCUUCCAAUCAGAGCAACAUGAUCAAUGGUACGGACGGCGCCGUCUUCCACCCUCUAAUAAACAGGAGCGAGUUGCUCUACAUCUUUGCCGCCGAUCUCUGCAGGUCUAUUCAUUUAGCCUACGUGGAAGACGUGGAGGUGAAAGGCAUCCAGGCCUACCGCUUUGCACCCCCCAGUGACGUCCUCAUGAGUCCCAAAGAAAACCCCACUAACGAGGGCUUCUGUGUGCCAGCUGGAGACUGUCUCGGCACCGGGGUGCUUAAAGUCAGCGUUUGUCGAGAAGGGGCUCCCAUCGUGGUGUCUUUCCCCCACUUUUAUCAGGCGGACCCUGUGUACGUCAAUGCCGUUGACGGGCUCAACCCCAACAAGGAGGAACACGAGACGUACCUUGACCUGCAACCGACCACGGGAGUUCCCAUUCGUGCCUGCAAGCGAGCCCAGCUCAAUAUCAUUUUGAAGAGAGUCCAAGGCUUCCCAAGUACCAAGUUUAUCAACGAGACCAUUUUCCCCAUCAUGUUUGUCAAUGAGACGGCGACCAUUGAUGAUGACUCAGCAGCCCAGAUGAGGACGAUGCUCCUGAUUGUGACCCUUGUGUCAAACUUCCCAUUGCUCAUCGUGGGUAUGGGCAUCAUCCUGCUGCUGGUGCUCGUGGUCUUGUUCUGCCGAAACCGCCAGAAGAAGAAUGAAGUAAAACGUAUUGAUUUUACUGAAGCUUUUCAUUCUUUUACUACGGCAAAAGAAGACACGGCCUACACGCAGGUCAGCGACAAACCGGACGAGCCCUCGGAAACGGCAGCCACCCAGCCAGUGAGGAAUGGCUCCUACAUUGCCAUGUCUCCAGUGGAGGCCCAGAACUGUUGAUCGAGGAUCUCCUCCCCCAAGUGUGGAGCUCAGGAAUGGGGCUGAGGGAGCAGCACAGGGGCGUUAAAUUACCACGGGUGGGGGUUUACAC